Molecule: messenger RNA, 957 nt
Organism: Eublepharis macularius
Lineage: Eukaryota; Metazoa; Chordata; Lepidosauria; Squamata; Eublepharidae
Product: olfactory receptor 6F1-like
Exons: 1
Coding region: 1-957 (318 amino acids)
Biological process (GO): G protein-coupled receptor signaling pathway
Cellular component (GO): membrane
Molecular function (GO): G protein-coupled receptor activity; olfactory receptor activity
Source: RefSeq, a predicted model, not a curated record
AUGGGAAAGCUUAAUGAAAGAGCACAAAAUAAAACAAGAAUGAUGGAAUUUGUCUUCCUUGGCUUCCCUGGAUCUCACUAUGUACAAAUGGGCAUCUUCAUGAGCUUUCUUAUCAUGCACAUUAUGACUGUAAUUGGGAAUGUGACCAUCGUCAUUCUAGUGACAACUAACUCUCAUUUUCAUACUCCCAUGUACUUUUUCCUUUGCAACCUCUCUUUCCUGGAAAUAUGGUACACGAUGGCCAUCAUGCCUAAGACCCUUUCUGUCUUUCUCGGAGUCAGCAGAAGCAUCUCUUUCACUGGUUGCAUCCUGCAGAUGUUCUUCAAUUAUUCCUUUGGAUGCACAGAAUUCUUCCUGCUAUCCGUUAUGGCAUAUGACCGAUAUUUGGCCAUCUGUUACCCAUUGCACUAUAGCACCCUAAUGGAUAUCAGACUCAGUUGCAAGUUGGCUGCUGUUUCUUGGCUAUUUGGGUUCCUUGCUAUGAUGACACCAACGGUUCUGAUCUCUAAGUUGUCCUUUUGUGGGCCCAAUGAGAUUAACCAUUUCUACUGCCACAUUGAUUCCUGGAUUGUUCUCUCUUGUACCGACACCCAUGCUGUUGAAAUGGCAAUGUUCGUAAUAGCCAUUCUUGUCAUUUUGGGUUCCUGUUUGAUAACCUUUCUUUCUUACACAUACAUCAUAUCUACAAUACUGCACAUUGCUACUGCCAAAGGUCGUCUAAAAGCCUUUUCCACAUGCUCCUCCCAUCUGGCUGUUGUGAUUAUAUGGUAUGGCUCUACCAUGUUUCUUUACAUCAAACCUUCUAAACGGACAUCUGUAGAAAUGACCAAAAUUGUGAACAUCUUGAACACAAUUGUAACUCCUUUGUUGAAUCCUUUUAUCUACACACUUAGGAACAAAGAUGUGAAGGAGGCCUUUAGAUAUUUGUUACAUUGGAGACAAAGAAAAAUGUAUUAG